UUCGAUCCUCUCAGGGGUGCCACGUCUCCACAAGAUGCUUUCCCCCAAGAAAUCGCUUCCAUUCGCAAAGCCUGUGUGUUCGGCACGUCGGCCAACGAAGCCAUUUACAUCACGCACAACGACGAGGUAUUUGUUUUUGGACUGAAUUGCAGUAAUUGCUUGGGAACUGGAGAUAAUCAGAGCACCAUAGUACCAAAGAAAUUGGAAGCCUUAUGUGGAAAGAAGAUCUCCAGUCUCAGUUAUGGAAGUGGACCCCAUGUUGUUCUUUGUACUGAAGACGGUGAAGUGUAUGCUUGGGGACAUAAUGGUUACAGCCAACUUGGAAACGGCACAACCAAUCAGGGCAUUACUCCUGUUCAAGUUUGCACCAAUCUCUUAAUAAAGAAAGUGGUGGAAGUAGCUUGUGGCUCUCACCAUUCCAUGGCGCUCUCAUUGGAUGGAGAUCUGUACGCUUGGGGCUACAAUAACUGUGGUCAAGUUGGAUCUGGAUCUACAGCUCCUCGCAGAGUUUCCAACUGCUUGCAGGGCAAAAUUGUGGCUGGCAUCGCUUGUGGCCAGACCUCCUCCAUGGCUGUAGUAAACAAUGGUGAGGUUUAUGGCUGGGGCUACAAUGGCAAUGGGCAGCCUGGGCUGGGGAACAGGAACCAGCUGACCCCGUGCAGAGCGGCAGCGCUGCACAGCGUCUGCGUGCUCCAGACUGCCUGUGGCUAUGCGCACACUCUAGCACUGACAGACGAGGGCUUGCUCUGUGCCUGGGGAGCUAACACUUACGGGUGGCUGGGGACUGGCAAUGAAAGUAACCAGCUCAGCCCUGUGCAGAUCAUGAUGGAAAAAGAAAGGGUGGUCUGCCUCGUCAUCAGUCAGGUGCCCUACCCCAGGGUCACCAUGUAGAUACCAACUUUAGCCCCCACAUAGCACACGUCAGCCCCGAACCCUAGGCUCAAGCAAUCCCUCAGGGUUCAGCCUCCCCCACGGAGGUCAGCACUGUUUGCAGUUGGGUGUAUAAAGAGAGCAUCACAAAUUCAAGUUAUAGAGAGUGAAGGGCUACUUGAGAAAGGUGAAGAGUUUCUAAAGAAGUUCACGACCAGGUCAAUUUCUGUAAGUUUCUUUUCUCCCCAGCAGAUCAAAGCAAUGCACUCGAUCUUCACUCACUUCUUCUAGGAGCCCUAUUUCUUGGAAGCAACAAUGAUAAAAACAAUCCUCUCAUUUUUAUUAUAAACAGCAUCAUCAUCUUGAUGAAGGAGCACAAGAAACAUACAAUACUUCAUGAGGAGGCUCCUUCAGCUGCCUCUCAGACAAGAAAAUAGGAGCUAUUGUGAUAUCAAUAUACAUUGGGAAGGAAGCCCAAGUGAGAGGCUCUUCUCAAUUUUUUUUUUUGAGCAAAUUAAGGACAGAUAUUUAUAAAAAGCCUACAAAGUGCAGGAAACAGAGAGCAAGCUACAGUGCCUCAUAAUGCCAAGCAGAAAACUGGUAAGGCAGAAGAGCUUCUCUGUUAAGACCUCUUCAGUCAGAGCUGACCUAAGAGUGAGGUUUUCCCUCCCACAGAUUCAUCACCACCAAUGUUCAAAACCCUUCUCCGUGCUGGGUCUAGGGAGUGCAUCCCACUGUCUGGCUGUUUCCAGGUGAAAAUCAAACCAGAAGAGAGUGAAAGAGAAGGGAAGCCAGCCCACUGUUUUUCAUCCUCAGAAUUUGCCUGAAGUUCAUAGUAAGGAAAAAUCCCCAUGCUGAAAUUCUUACCUUCUCUUGUGCUGUAACUGCCCAGAAGAGGAAAAUGCCAUUAAUCUAUUUGACAAUGUCAUUACGAGUGGAUUAUGCUGGAGUUUAGGUUCUCAUAGAUGCUUAAGCUUCCAGUGAAGUGGUUUAAGAUUUGAAAUGCUGCUCAGAGCUGCACAUGCUAGUGCCAGACCAAGAGCUACUGCAUAAAAGUCAACUUGGUAAUGUACCAUCAUGC
Molecule: messenger RNA, 1951 nt
Organism: Melospiza georgiana
Lineage: Eukaryota; Metazoa; Chordata; Aves; Passeriformes; Passerellidae
Product: RCC1 and BTB domain-containing protein 1-like
Source: RefSeq, a predicted model, not a curated record